Molecule: messenger RNA, 1357 nt
Organism: Ictidomys tridecemlineatus (thirteen-lined ground squirrel)
Lineage: Eukaryota; Metazoa; Chordata; Mammalia; Rodentia; Sciuridae
Source: RefSeq, a predicted model, not a curated record
UUGCAGUAAAAUAACAGAAUCUCUUCAGGAGAUGAAAGAUCACUUCUGUAAAGAUAUAUUAGAGGUCCUGAGAAGAAACAAAGAAGAAAUCAUUGAAGGGAAGGAAUCACUAAACCAACUUAAAAGUUCAAUGGAAAGUAUCACCCACAGACAAGACCAUUUGGAAGAUAGAACCUCAGGCAAUGAAGACAAAAUAUUUAAUCUUGAAAAUAAAGUUGACCCCACAGAGAAGAUGAUAAAUUGCAUGACAUUCCCUCACCCAGACACCAUGCCUGAACAGCAACUGCUAAAGCCAACCGAGUGGAGCUACUGUGACUACUUCUGGGCUGAUAAGAAGGAUCCCCAAGGCAAUGGCACGGUGGCUGGGUUCGAACUGCUGCUCCAAAAGCAACUGAAGGGCAAACAAAUGCAGAAAGAAAUGCCUGAAUUCGUCCGAGAGAGGAUAAAGAUUGAAGAGGAAUAUGCAAAGAACCUGGCUAAGCUCUCUCAGAACUCCUUGGCUGCACAGGAGGAAGGCUCCUUGGGAGAAGCCUGGGCCCAGGUGAAGAAGAGUCUGGCAGAUGAAGCAGAGGUUCAUCUCAAGUUCUCCGCCAAGUUUCACAGCGAGGUAGAGAAGCCCCUAAUGAACUUUCCUGAGAACUUCAAGAAAGACAUGAAAAAGUGUGACCACCAUAUCGCUGACCUCCACAAGCAGCUCGAGCGCUAUGCAUCGGUGGAGAAGGCCCGGAAAGCCCUCACAGAGCGGCAGAGAGACCUGGAGAUGAAGACCCAGCAGCUGGAGAUCAAGGUGAGCAACAAGACAGAGGAGGACAUCAAGAAGGCACGGAGAAAGUCCACACAGGCUGGCGAUGACCUCAUGCGCUGUGUGGACCUCUACAACAAGGCCCAGUCCAAGUGGUUUGAAGAGAUGGUGACCACCACUUUGGAGCUGGAGCGGCUGGAGGUGGAGAGGGUGGAGAUGAUCCGGCAACAUCUGUGUCAGUGCACACAGCUGCGGCAUGAGACAGACAUGUUCAACCAAAGCACAGUGGAGCCUGUGGACCAACUGCUUCGAAAAGUGGACCCGGCCAAAGACAGAGAGCUGUGGGUCAGAGAGCACAAAACGGGCAACAUUCGCCCUGUGGACAUGGAGAUCUAGACACGCCUGUGCGGCCCCGGGGGUCCUGCCCAGGAGAGGGGCUGGGGGUCCCUUGGAGAGGGGGUGGUGGCUCCCGCUGGGUGAAGCUGCCCUCCCACCCACUCUCCUGUCCACUGAGGAGAGAGGAGAGAGCUGGCAAUUCCAGAAGGGUGAUCUGGAUGGCUCAGCUGGGGAAUCCCAAAUAUUCCCAGGCCAAGAAGACAGACCUGCAACCCCUCC